Messenger RNA from Vicia faba (fava bean), 957 nucleotides. The record is from the annotation of a GenBank genome assembly. Lineage: Eukaryota; Viridiplantae; Streptophyta; Magnoliopsida; Fabales; Fabaceae.
AUGUCUCUCACGGGACGGCCUCGCGUUAUUGUCAACGGUGUUCGAAGAAUGAGAACCUUCCAUUAUUUUUGGUGUCUCAAUUGCCAACGUACUGUCAGAAUACCCUCAACAAAUACUAUUAUGGAUUAUGGCUCUUUCUGUCCAUAUUGCUUCCAUCAAUUGCUGUAUGAGCUUGAUAUAUCAAGGCCAAGGCUUCUCAUGAAUAACCCUAAUAACAUGGAACCUCCUCCCACUACUAAUCAGUUAAUGGGUAGCUUAGCUUUCAUUCUUGAUCCAUCUUUUAGAAGACAAAAUCAAAAUAACACAACACUACAAUGGGAAACAGAACAUGAACAUGAUCAAAAUCAAAAUCGAAAUCCACAAACAUGGAUUACACUUCGAUUUGUAAGACCAAUUCGUCCACCAAGGCCUAAUGCCCCACCGCCAUUGCAAAACUUGGUUCCUCGACUCAAUGACAAUGACACCCCUUCAUUAGAUGAGCUCUUUGAUGGGGUAAUUCACAACAACAUCAGACCAGGGCCGCCUCCCGCGUCACCUUCCGCCAUUGAAGCCUUACCAAUGGUGAAAGUGACAGAAGCUCAUUUGGCAAGCGACCCUAAUUGUCCAAUAUGUAAAGAUGAGUUUGAAGUUGAUUUGGAAGUGAAAGAGUUACCAUGCAAACAUUUCUACCAUUCUGACUGCAUUCUCCCGUGGCUUCGCAUGCACAACACUUGCCCUGUAUGUCGCCACGAGCUACAAGGGAUUGAUAAUAGUAACAAUGCUAAUUACUACUCUUUUCACAAUGAGAAUGAGUACGACGGAUUCAUUGGAUUUGAGGAACUUACAAGCAACUUUAUUUGGAUUUGGAGCCAAAUUGCUUCGAUUAGGCCUAUUCGUGCAGUUCUAGAUUGGACGCGGUCCCAUUUCAGUGGUCGUAAUAGAAGUAAUUCUUGGUGGCGAGCAUUGCUCAUUUCAUAG